GAAGUUAUUGCAACUGAUUUCCGGUCCCCUACUACGGGUCCCAUUCGCUGCUGGCGAGAUUGCAGCUGUUGCAGUAGAAGAAAGUGGAGUCCGCAGCGGACUGGAAGCGCCGUAAUGCCCCAGUAUUACGAGGACAAGCCGGAGGGCGGCGCGUGCUCGGGCUUGAAGGAGGACCUGGGCUUGUGUCUGCUGCAGUCGGAUUGUGUGAUGCAGGAAGGAAAAUCCCCUCGGGAGUGUCUGAAGGAAGGAUACUGCAAAGCUUUGAAAUACUCAUUUUUCGAGUGUAAAAGAUCAACGUUGGAUACCAGGGCAAGAUUCAGAGGAAGAAAAGGAUAUUGAUACAUUCUGUUGAAGCCAAGAUGAAAAACAACAAAGGGUUUUCUCUGGUCAUUAACACAAAGAAGCCAAAACAGGAAACAUACUUUUUACUACAUCUGUUUGGUUGGACUCGUUUUCCCCUUCAUGGCACAGUGAAGAAAACGGAUGAGUUCUGUUUUUGAAUAUGUAUAAAUGAUUCUCUUGAUCCAAAUUAUUUUUAGAAGAAAAACCUAAUUGAACAGUUAUGGCUUAAGAGCAUAAUAAAUGUGUUUUGAGAAUUGUUCUAAAGCACAGAGAAUGGAAAGAUUGUUAUUUGCAAACUUGACUCUUCAAAUUACACAAUUUGCACUGGCAAUUGAUGUGACUGACACAGUUGGUAACAUGGAGCCUGUCCCAAAGAUGUCUAUUGGGAAAGUUUAGGAUAAAACUUUUUCUUUAGUUCAGUCUUUCCUGUCUAGUUGUGAAAUAAAUUGUGUGUGUUUGAUUUCUUAGAGAAGAAAUACUUCAUUUGUGCUCUGAUUCACUGAAGUAAUAACCUCAGCACUUAACAGGCGUAGCUGACGCUGGGCCUCAGAUUGUGCUGCCCAGGCUCUUUACCAUCAUCUUCGGACUGUUUUUGUUUCCUGGAUUCAUUUUCAGGCUGGCGCUCUCUACAUUCGGGCCAGUGUCAGCUACAAGUCCACAUCCUUAUAAUCCAUGAUUCAAAAGGGAGAGAGAGAACUUCCUUUUCCCGGGUCCACAAAUCAAAUCCUAUAAAGGGGCUUGAUUAUAGUCACCUGCACUUGCAUUAGACCAGUCCCUGUGGAAAAGGGGAUGUGGGCCUGUGAUCUUGGCCAGGCCUGGGCUACAUGCGCUGUCAUUGUUAACUCCUGUCAGAAUCACAUGGAUUAGUGGGCCAAAUCCCAAAAGGAAAGGGGUUUAGAGCAAGUGGAAACAACAGAUACCCACUAUAGAAAGCAAGAAUGAAAACCAUGAAGCGGGUGAAGAUUAGCCUUACAGUGAUUUUAUUCUGAUCACUUAAUACAGAGUCAAACAGGAAUCCAGGUUUCCAAGUUUCUGGCAUUGAGGAAUCACAAAGAAUGCUAGCUUCUUUAUACCUCCAUGGUUCACUGGAGUUAAAGCAAUCAGGGUGUUGUACAGCUGACUUGAGUUUUUAAAGGUUUUACUAAAAAGUGAGAAUUCCACACCCGCAUGACUUAUUGUUGCAGAAUAUCACAAAGGUCUGUUGUGUGUACUACUUUUCACUGGGAAAGGAACAAUAAUGGUUUUUCCCACUGUAUACAUAUU
Messenger RNA from Sapajus apella (tufted capuchin), 1605 nucleotides. Its product is annotated as cytochrome c oxidase assembly factor 5. The coding region runs from base 115 to 339 and encodes 74 amino acids. The record is from RefSeq and is a predicted model, not a curated record. Gene Ontology annotation, biological process: mitochondrial respiratory chain complex IV assembly. NCBI's taxonomy places the organism in Eukaryota, Metazoa, Chordata, Mammalia, Primates, Cebidae. Gene Ontology annotation, cellular component: mitochondrion. The transcript has 3 exons.